ACUCCCAAAAUAACAAACAUUUUAUUUCAUCACUUUUAGAGAGAGAAAGAAGAGAGAGAAACGGGUGUAGAUAAUGUCUAAUCUCUCAGCUCCAAUAGUGGGGAUUUCAAUUUCAUGGCUGCCUUCAAAACCAAGGAAUCAAACCAGAGAUCAUCAAAAUUCAUCUCCUCAUCUCUCUACCCACAAAUCCAGAAACCCUAGAAACAACCACAUUUGCAGAGCGCACUACAGUUCGUCAGAAAUCCCAAUUCCUCUCUCAUCCGCAUCUUCAAUCAACGCGCCGCUCGACGCAAUAACCGCGACGAUUCCGCAAUCGAAAUUGCUGGAGAAUCUGGUUCUCGCCGAUUUGGAUCCGGCGACGGCGAAGGUGGCGAUAGGGUUAUUAGGGCCGUUUUUGUCUGGAUUUGGGUUUUUGUUCAUAGCGAGGAUAGUGAUGUCAUGGUACCCUAAGCUGCCGCUGGAAGAGUUCCCGUACGUGCUGGCCUACGCGCCGACGGAGCCGCUGCUGGUUCAGACGAGGAAGGUGAUUCCGCCGUUGGCCGGAGUUGACGUAACGCCGGUGGUCUGGUUUGGGUUGCUCAGUUUUAUGAAUGAAAUCCUUGUGGGCCCACAGGGUCUCCUUGUUCUUCUUUCUCAGCAGAAAGUUUAGCUUUCAUUUUUUAUUUGUUAUAUUUUGGAUAUAUAUUUCGAUUUUAUUUCUAAAAAAAAAAGGGAUAUAUUUUAUUUUAUUUCGAUUUUAUACGAAAUUAUACCAAUCUAUUUCGUAUUUGAUUCGAGAUCGUUCUUUAAAAGCUAUUUAUGCUCGAUUUGUUAAUAUGACGAACAAAAAAAGAACACUUUUUUUUUCGUUCGAUAAGCUAAUCGAACUUGAUUCGUAUUCGACUUGAUAGUGCUGAAAUUAGACCAAUCGAUUUUGUAUUUG
Messenger RNA from Erythranthe guttata (spotted monkey flower), 922 nucleotides. RefSeq names its product cofactor assembly, complex C (B6F) (gene CCB3). NCBI's taxonomy places the organism in Eukaryota, Viridiplantae, Streptophyta, Magnoliopsida, Lamiales, Phrymaceae. Gene Ontology annotation, cellular component: chloroplast thylakoid membrane. The record is from RefSeq and is a predicted model, not a curated record.